This is a messenger RNA of Armigeres subalbatus, 2592 nucleotides long. RefSeq names its product homeotic protein proboscipedia (gene pb). Lineage: Eukaryota; Metazoa; Arthropoda; Insecta; Diptera; Culicidae. The transcript is spliced from 6 exons. Gene Ontology annotation, molecular function: DNA-binding transcription factor activity, RNA polymerase II-specific; RNA polymerase II cis-regulatory region sequence-specific DNA binding. Bases 334 to 2310 code for a protein of 658 amino acids. Gene Ontology annotation, biological process: regulation of transcription by RNA polymerase II. Gene Ontology annotation, cellular component: nucleus. The record is from RefSeq and is a predicted model, not a curated record.
UCGGAUAAUUCUUUGGAUGAGUUUUGGAAUAUGAAAGUUUUAGUAGAAAAAUGAUAAUAAUCGCUCGUGUACAACAUUUUGAAGAAGAUAACUUCACAUUAAAUGACAACAAGUGAAUAAGCGAAUGAAAAGUGCAUGUGGAUGGAUAUACAUUUCAAUUGAUUGUGAAGCACUGCUAUAUGUAUACUAUAUCUCAAUAUCCAUGUAUAUUUUUUUUAAGUGAGUAUAUAUGUAUGACACAAUCAAGUAUUGGGGUGUAAUGUGUGGUAUGCGGUUUACAUCAAAGUGAUUUAUUGAAGAAUACAUUCGUGAUACUAUAAUUUGCUGAAUAAAAUGCAAGAAGUUUGCAGUACAGUAGACCAUGUACGAACUCAGGUCAAGUCGGAAACCGCAAACCCAGUUUCAUUACAAGCAAAUGUUUUAAUUGAUUCAGACGCAACACCAUCUCCAUCAAGUUCACCAUUAAUCCCGAGCAGUGCACGUAUGAAUCGUAAAGCUUUAAUGUGCGAGAAACCUGCGAGGUGUGCUACACAGAAUUCUACAAAUACGGAAACAGUGCCUCAUCAACCGCAAGUUCACCCGGAUUCGUCGUAUUGGAUGCAAAGUGAAAGUGGAUUCAUAAAUUCUCAACCAUCAAUGGCCGAGUUCUUAACUCAUAUCGAUUCCGAAAGUCCAAAGUUAAUUUCCCAAGGAUAUCCUGUAGGAUCGACUGAAAAUUUAGAUUCCGUACCAGAGUACCCAUGGAUGAAAGAAAAGAAAACAGCCAGGAAAAGUCAAACGCAAGCUGAAUUCGUGGCUGAAAAUGGAUUACCAAGACGAUUACGAACCGCGUAUACCAACACCCAGUUGCUGGAAUUAGAAAAGGAGUUCCAUUUCAACAAAUACCUUUGUAGACCUAGAAGGAUAGAAAUAGCUGCCAGCUUGGAUCUCACAGAAAGACAGGUUAAAGUAUGGUUUCAAAACAGACGAAUGAAACACAAGCGUCAAACAUUAUCUAAAACUGAUGAUGAGGAUUCUAGCAAAGAUGACUUGAAAGAAUCUAACUCUAAAAAGUCAUGCCAAGGUUGUGAGUUGCCAUCUGAUGAUAUACCUGACUCAACAUCAAAUUCAAGAGGCCAGAAUAAUAGCACGCCAAAUAUUUCAACUCCAAAUUCUACAGUGGAAACAGCAACUUCUUCUGGAAAUAUGUUCAACGCAGAUUCCAGCGUGGCAUCAACAGGCAGUAUUGACGAUGAAGAAGAAGAUCAUAUCAAACUUAAAAAGACAUCAGAUAGUCCUUCGACUACAAGGAAAAAUAUUUCAAGUGCAAUAAAAACUACGAUUUUGCCGAAAAGUCAAGAGAUUUCGAAAAAAGAUCAAACAAAAACAGUUUCGCAUAUUUCGGGAUCAGGAAGAACGGUUUCAACAGAAGAUUUAAGUAUAAGUCAUUGUAACCAAGCAUCUUUCAACCAUAUCGGAUCAAAUCCAAAUGUAAAAAAUAGAUUGCAAGCGCAUAUUAAUUCUGAAAAUCCAUCUCCAUCAAAUACUAGUGGAUACUAUGGAGUUUUAAAUAAACACGAGACUGUGAAUAAAUUAGACACUGGAUAUCCGUACACGAGAUCAGCCUCCCAUGGUCAAUACAUUAAUCAAAACACUGCAGUCCAGAAAGCAGAGUAUCCUCCGUCUAUAAAUAUAAAAAAUAUUAAUGUACGAAUACAAUCUGAGAAUACGCGUUUGCAGCAUCAUAAUGAAGGAUAUCCUAUGCAUAAUUCACACUAUUACAGUUCUGAGAGCACAACUUGCAAUAUUCCAUUCAACAACUCCCAAUGUUAUCACAACGAAUAUGGACAAUCUGAUUUUAAUGCUGGAUAUUAUGAGCCGAAAGUUCAAUCGUACUAUUACGAUGGGUCCACUUAUCAUCAUCACCACCACCACAAUACCGUCGGAACACAUAUAGUGCAAUCUUCUCCAUUAGAAUAUACAACGGAAAACACCGGAAUUCUUGCUGCACAUGAUGUCCCGGAGAACUAUAGCUUUCAUCAAACGUAUUACGAUCCUCAUUCUACGAAUAUUCCAUUUCAUCAUGGUCCCAACCCAGCAAUGAAUUCUUCAAAUGUUAUAGAACCCAACCACCAACACAUGGGACAAGAUCCUGUAUAUGCACAGAGUAAUACUAUACCUAUGAGCUACGGACCAAAUAGUGGAAACUUAGUUAGUAAUAAUGUACAUUCGAACAUCGUUAAUCUGGAAAAUUCAAAUUCAUCGUCCGACUUUAAUUUUUUGAGUAAUUUGGCAAACGAUUUUGCACCAGAGUAUUAUCAAUUAAGUUAAUACACAGAUGUAGUAUCGUUUUUAUUGUGUACAGAUAAUUAUCAAUUGUGCAUCACAAGCAAAACAUCGCAGUUUAUUAAAUAUAUUUUGUAUUUAAAUCAUAGCCUAAACUUCAAUGUCCAUUGUAGCUUUAAUAUUCUGUUGACAAAUAUUAUCAUCACCAACUCAUGCUUACGUUUGAUGAAGACUUGGAGCAAAACUAAAUGUUUUUGUUAUUAUGUUAACUGAAUUAACUAUAGAUAACUACUCUAUGCAGAUAACAUGUAGAUAAACAAAUAAAAA